AUGACUCCCAACACGUCGUACAAUACGUAUAUGUCGAUGCAAGUCCUAGAUUCGGCGUCUACGUGCUUAUCCGCUGGAAAUGCAAUUGCAUAUACGGUUCGAGAUAUCGAUACUCUGGCUCGAAUACGGGACACGAACAUACUGCCGCGAACAGUGUUGAAGAAUCAAUCGGAAGACGACGUCGAGCCAGACGAAAUGGGUCUGACGCACGAAUUUGAAGAGGGCUUCGAUAGGGCAGACUUCAGGGCAGAAUUCAGCCCGAGUCCCAACCUUGAAGGGCCACAACCACAACCGAGGGAUAACGUUUCCCGAAAUUUUCCAACGGCCAGCUCAUCGCCGCCGCGUGCUCGAACAAACAACGACGUGGACACGCGAUCGAAGAACUUUAAAUCGGUCGGUGUAGGGGCAAAAGACAUGCCCUUAACACCCAUGGUUAUUCAAGGGAUGGUAAUGCUCGAGAACAACUUGGCUGAUAAUACUAGGAAUCUUUCCACCAGUACGAUGUCGCCAAUUAAUUGCACAACGGUAAUCUACGCCUUUCCUGAAGAGGAUCGUGUCGUUGUUGGAUAUAUCAAUGAAUGGAUCAAUGCAUAUUCAUUCAUAUCAAAAAAUCAAGAAAAAUUCUACCUGUACAUCAUAGUAUCGGUCACAGCCGGUAUUCUGAUCUUUUUGGGCUUGGUAAUUGGACGUCUUCUGGUCAGUCGCCAUCGCGCCAAGAGAGACGCGAAGUUCCAUGCAAAUAACGAAGCAGUUCCGAAUGGAUUCAACGACGAUAUUUCGGAGAUCGACGCUGACAUCGAUCUCACCACUCCGGUGCCAGUUCCCAUGCAAGACACGAGGCUUCCGGAGACCCAGCUGGCCGAGAGACUCCACGGCGAGCGUUACUACGCGGACACAAGGAUACCUUUGUCACCCACCUCGAUGCAUCCACAACCCGUCCUUCAUCCCUCCGUCACGGGCGUCAGAGUGGAUCUGGGUAAUCAUAUGGUCGGUACCGACAAUCUCCACACGAUCCUGCGCCAGGAAAAUCCACGAAGCCUCACCACCAAAAGCUACUACUACGGCUGACAGGAGGAAGGGGUUGUCCCGCGCGAGGGACGACCCCCGUCCUUGAGCCCGGUACCAGAAGUACGCACGCGGAAUUACUGCUUUUAAUCGAGACAACCGAUUUUCUAUGGCGCGCCUGACGAAACGAAGCCGCUGUAAACUGUGUUUGAGCCGCGAUGCUCGACGUCGAUCAAUCGUUUGUUUCUUCGAGCGGCGAGUUGUGGAAUUUGUCGUUCUCGCGCCUGGUACCGGAAACGAGCACGUGGUGGCGAUACUUUUCUCAUAAUUUCUUCGUUCCUCGCGCGAAGGAUCUGCGUUCAAGAUGAGACUUUCAUUUCCAGUUCGCAAGGUCUCGACGAAUCGCGCCACGAUUUUCUUCGGAUUACGAGAGAACUUCGUGGCUAACGUUUCGAUAACAAAUGUGAUCGCAAGGUAUAGCUCGGUAAAGUUGAAAUAAGAAACAUAAGGUAAUAAAUCGAGCGAUGGUAAACGAAUGGUCUUUGGUUAGUUAGCAAGUAUAGUCUGAUACUGUUUAAAGCGAACAAGACCAUCGAAAGAUAUCAAAACCUGACGCUGAAUUGUAUUCAGGAAUCUUAUUUAAAUUGUUGAGCUAUAGCUUCGCGCGAGCCAAAACCGUAGGGCGGAUGUACAUUAAGCUGGACUCAGAGAAUCAGAAAUGGAGGAGCUUUUAUUGCGUAGCGAAAUCGUUUCGUGCGCGUCUGUGCCUGACACUGGUAGUGAAUGAAAGCUCGUCGAGCUAGCGAACGUUAUAAGUACGAUUUCAAUGGUGAGAUUUCGAGCCGUUUCGAUCGAGAUCUGAGAAUCGCUAGCAAUGGGACCGAGAUGAGUUUAGAUUCGUCGAAAACUGAUUCUUUUGUAGCAAUCGAUUACAUUGUAUCGCUAUGUACUUGUGAAUUAUGUUAAAAAUAACUAGUAAUAGAUAUCUUUAUAGAAUUUAUCGCUCGGUGACCAAAUGAAGAUAAUCCUUGCAAAGUU
This is a messenger RNA of Colletes gigas, 2043 nucleotides long. RefSeq lists its product as uncharacterized. The record is from RefSeq and is a predicted model, not a curated record. NCBI's taxonomy places the organism in Eukaryota, Metazoa, Arthropoda, Insecta, Hymenoptera, Colletidae. The transcript has 5 exons. Bases 1 to 1068 code for a protein of 355 amino acids.